Molecule: messenger RNA, 1318 nt
Organism: Trichobilharzia regenti
Lineage: Eukaryota; Metazoa; Platyhelminthes; Trematoda; Strigeidida; Schistosomatidae
Source: the annotation of a GenBank genome assembly
AUAAUACAAGGCUGAGUUGAACAUUGGAAGCGGGACCACAAGGUCUUAAGGUGAAAUCGUGUUGGUAAUAUGUCUACCCUAACCUGUGGUCAACGAUGUCUUCAAAUUGUACUUAUAAUUGCCAAUAUUUUAGUUUUUAUAUGUGGAAUGGCACUCGUCACUAUUGGAAUAAUUUCAUGCUUAUCUAUAAUUCAAUACUCUAAAGACGUUGACGUUGCUAUCUAUGGUCUAGCCGUUUUCAUAACUACUCUUGGAGUGAUUAUUUUCUUCAUAGGAAUAAUUGGAUGUUGUGGAGCUUGUAAUGAGAGCGUCUAUAAACUCACUUUCUAUGCCACAGUGCUUUUUAUAAUUAUAUUAUGUGAAAUUGCUGGGGGCAUUGGAGCUCUUGUGUUAAAAGACAAAGUUAAAGAGAAGUUCAGAAAAGCUAUUGAAGAUGCUGUGAGGGAAUAUGGUAAUAAUCCCGACUUAAGUGUUCUGGUCGAUUCGAUUCAAAGUGGGGUUGGCUGUUGCGGAGCGAAUUCACCCAAUGACUAUAAGGAACCACCACCAUCCUGUUUCUCAGGAAACAGAAGAUAUGAAAUGGGUUGCGUUUCUGCCCUUGGUGAACUGUUUAGGAAGUAUAUGAUUCUGAUUGUAAUCUUUUCAUUUGCAUUUGCUGGAUUCCAAAUUCUCUGUUUUAUGUUUACAGUUUGUUUAUGUAAUGCAAUUAGACAUAGUAGAUGAGAUUGACAAACUUUGAUAAAUUCGAAUGAUGUGUAAGACUAUCUAUUCAUUCACCGUUAUUUUUUAUAUUCAGGAUAUUCUCAAAAUUAUUUCUCUUUCCCAUUCAAAUAUUUACUUACUUACUUACUUCUGUUUUGAUGCGUUUAUAUAUAUAUAUAUAUAUAAACUUUCUGUCAUUAUCUUUGUCUUCAAAUUUACCGCCAUUCAUUUCGACUGUUCAAUGUUUCAAUAAUGUUUGAGGGAAAGAAAAGAAUUUGAAAUUUACUGGUUUAAACAAAAGCUAAACGAAUGAAUGAGAUGGUUUAAUUCGUUAUCUUUUCUUUUUAUAUAUGGAUUUGCUCGACUGUUAAAUUUAUAGUCUUGCAUUUAUUUUUAUCUAGUAUAUACAUACAUAUAUACUAUGAGUUAUUCUGAAUGACCUUUUUUUCUCUAACAUUUCUGAAUUUCAUACUUUUAUAAUAUUAACAAUUGGAUGUAUAAAGAAAAGUGUUGAUUUCCUUCAUUAUUAAAAAAACUUUUUAAUGGGAAAUAUAAAGCUUUCGAUGAAUCUAAGUGAUUAUCAUAAGGGUAAGGUUAUUCAAUAUAAAUGCUAUUC